This is a messenger RNA of Spinacia oleracea (spinach), 4209 nucleotides long. RefSeq lists its product as uncharacterized. Lineage: Eukaryota; Viridiplantae; Streptophyta; Magnoliopsida; Caryophyllales; Amaranthaceae. Gene Ontology annotation, molecular function: carbohydrate binding. Gene Ontology annotation, cellular component: endoplasmic reticulum membrane. Bases 181 to 3786 code for a protein of 1201 amino acids. The record is from RefSeq and is a predicted model, not a curated record. The transcript is spliced from 27 exons.
UUCACUCACAAUCGUGCAAGUAGUAGUGGGCUGUUAGCCCUUUAACCUUAAACCCUUGCCAAAUCGCCAUUGACGAUCUUUGCUCAAUCUCCAUGUAUGGUUAAUCACCAGAUCUGAUUUCCGAUUUUUCCCCUCAUUCAUCUUUCUCUCUCCUCCCCACCCCGAACUAGAUUUUCGGCAAUGGGGUAUCUUCAUUUCUUAAUCACAUUAUUAGUACUAGCUCAUAGUACUUCAGCAUUUGCCGAUUCAAUCCAUGGAUGUGGCGGAUUUAUAGAGGCGAGUUCGAGUUUGAUCAAAUCGAGGACUUCGAUCAAUGCGAAAUUGGAUUACUCUCAUAUCACGGUUGAGCUUCAAACUCUAGAUGGGUUGGUCAAGGACAUGACUCAGUGUGCACCUAAUGGCUACUAUUUUAUUCCUGUUUACGACAAGGGAUCCUUCAUAAUUAAGGUCAAGGGGCCAAAAGGAUGGGCAUGGGAGCCAGAAAAGGUUCCUGUUAUUGUUGAUCAUAUGGGAUGCAAUGCGAAUGAAGAUAUCAACUUUCGGUUCACAGGGUUUUCCCUGUCUGGAAGAGUUCUAGGGGCUGUUGGUGGCCAGAGUUGCCCGUUAAAAAGUGGAGGUCCAUCAAAUGUUGCUGUAGAGCUUCUAUCUCCAAGCGAUGAUCUCGUUUCUUCUGUAUUAACAUCAAGAGCUGGAGAUUAUUCUUUCAAGAAUGUAAUUCCAGGCAGUUACAAAUUACGAGCUUCCCAUCCUGAUUUGAAUGUGGAAGUUAGAGGUUCUACUGAGGUCGAGUUGGGUUUUGAGAAUGGUGUCAUUGGUGAUAUUUUCUCGGUUCCUGGAUAUGAAAUUCGUGGGCAUGUUGUAGCUCAGGGAAAUCCAAUCUUGGGAGUCCACAUAUAUUUAUAUUCAGAAGAUGUUCCGGAAGUUGAAUGUCCCCAUGGUGCUGGUCAUGGUCCUGGGCAAAGAAAAUCCCUCUGUCAUGCUAUAUCUGAUGCAGACGGAAAGUUCACAUUUAAGUCUAUACCAUGCGGGGUUUAUGAGCUUGUUCCUUAUUACAAGGGAGAAAAUACAGUUUUUGACAUUUCACCAUCCACUGUGGCUAUAGCUGUUGAGCAUUCCCAUGUUACAAUACAGCAGAAGUUUCAGGUGACUGGAUUUUCAAUUGGCGGCAGAGUAGUAGAUGGAAAUGGUGCGGGAGUGGAUGGUGCUAAAGUUUCAGUGGAUGGUCAAGAAAGAUCCGUCACUGAUGAAAACGGAUAUUACAAGCUUGAUCAGGUUACUUCUAAGCGUUAUGCAAUUGAAGCCCGCAAGAAGCAUUACAAGUUUGAAACCUUAAGGGAUUUCUUGGUUUUACCCAAUAUGGCUGCUAUUCCUGACCUCAAAGCAGCGUCUUAUGAUGUUUGUGGUUUUGUGCGGAUGGCUGAUGCUGGCUACAAGGCUAAGGUAGCAUUAACCCAUGGGCCCGAGAAUGUUAAACCUCAAGUUAGACAGACAGGUCAAGAUGGAAGUUUCUGUUUUCAGGUUCCACCUGGUGACUACCGUCUGUCUGCCAUGGCAUCCGCACCUGAGAAUGCUCCAGAACUCGUGUUUUUGCCUCCUUAUUCUGAUGUCAGUGUUAGAAGUCCACUUCUGAAUAUUGAAUUUUCUCAGGCACAAGUAAAUAUUCAAGGACAGAUUGUGUGCAAGGAGAAAUGUAGCUCAUCUAUUUCCAUCAUUCUUGUGAGACUGGGUAAAAGUAACAAGGAGAGGACUAUCAGGUUGACUGAUGAGAAUAACCAAUUCACAUUUUCAAAUGUUUUCCCUGGAAAGUACAGGAUUGAGGCCAAGUAUGCUCCUGCUGACACUACCUUAGAAGAAGAUAGAUGGUGUUGGGAGCAGAGUUCUAUUGAUAUUGAUGUUGGCACAGAGGAUAUUGAAGGGAUAUUGUUUUCUCAAAAAGGUUAUUGGGUCGAUAUUACUUCUUCACAUGAUACAGAUGCUCGAAUGAUUCAGCCAGAUGGAGAGCCUCUGCUUUUGAAAAUUAAGAAAGGCUCGCAGCGCUUAUGUGUGGAGUCUCCAGGGUUAAAUAAACUGGAGUUUGUCAACUCUUGCAUUUUCUUUGGGAGCUCUUCAAUCAACAUUGAUACGGCAAAUUUGAUGCCUGUGUACUUGAAAGGAGAGAAGUAUCUCGUGAAAGGACAAAUCAAUGUCGAUCGCACCUCAGUCACAUCUUUUGAUCUUCCAGAGAGCAUUGUUAUUGAUGUCCUUGACAAUGGAAAUAAUCACGCUGAUGGGACGAUUGCCAAACUUCUGCCUGAUCAAAAUGAUGAAACUAAUGUUGCUGUGUAUGAGUAUUCUAUGUGGGUUAAUCCUGGGCAGACAAUUGCUAUUAUUCCAAGUGACUCAAGAACCUUGACUUCAAGCACAGCUACGAGCACAAAUGGAUUAAAGAAAAUUUUGUUCUACCCUAGACAACAUCAGAUCUCAGUUACAAAUGAUGGUUGCCAAGGCUCGGUUCCUUUGUUUAAUGGUCGCUUGGGUCUUUAUAUUGAAGGAUCUGUUUCUCCUUCUAUUUCUGGUGUUAAUAUCAGGAUUAUAGCUGCUGGAGACAGCCAAAAUGCUCCCCUUAAGAAAGAUGAAUUGGCUCUUGAAACUUCAACUGGACCUGAUGGUGUCUUUGUUGGGGGCCCUUUAUAUGAUGAUAUAAGUUACACCCUUGAAGGUUCAAAGCCUGGCUAUCAUUUAAAAGCUGUUGGACCUCAUUCCUUCUCCUGUCAGAAGCUUGGUCAAAUAUCUGUGCAUAUAUACUCUAAAGAAGUCACUGAAGAGCCAUUUCCUUCAGCUUUAUUGUCACUAAGUGGGGAUGAUGGCUACAGAAACAACUCCAUAACUGGAGUUGGUGGACAUUUCGCUUUUGAGAACUUAUUCCCUGGCAGUUUCUAUCUCCGUCCUUUGCUAAAGGAAUACGCAUUUUCUCCUCGUGCACAGCCAAUUGAACUUGGAUCUGGGGAGUCCAAAGAAGUUGCUUUUGAAGCCACUCGUGUUGCUUACAGCGCUAUGGGUGUGAUCACUUUGUUGUCUGGCCAACCAAAGGAAGGUAUUCCAAUUGAAGCGCGAGCAGAAUCAAAAGGCUAUUAUGAGGAAACAACUACUGAUUCAUCUGGAUUCUAUCGAUUGCGAGGACUUCACCCAGACACAACCUAUACCAUCAAGGUAGCUAAAAAGAAUCACUUGUCCGGGGCUGGAAUUGAGCGUGCAUCUCCAGAAUCUAUAGAUGUGAAGGUUGGUUCUGAGGACAUCAAGGGGUUGGACUUUGUUGUUUUCGAAGAGCCUGAGUUAAGUAUUUUGAGUUGCCAUGUUGAGGGUGAAAGAAACUCAGAAUUAGAUUCACAUCUUUGGGUGGAGGUCAAGUCAGCAAGUGAGCCAUCAAAAGUCAAGUCCUCCUUCCCCCUUCCUCUAUCACGCUUCUUCCAGGUUAAAGACUUACCCAAGGGUAAGCACCUGUUGCAGCUUCGAUCUGGUCUUCCAUUAAGCACCCACAAAUUUAUAUCAGAUGUUAUUGAAGUCGAUUUAGAGAAACAUAGACAAAUUCAUGUUGGCCCUCUCCGAUACAGAAUACAAGAGGAUAUCAGAACACAGGAAUUAACAGCAGCCCCAGUUUUCCCUCUGGUUGUUGGAGUUUCAGUUGUACUUCUUGUCAUGUGUAUGCCAAGAUUAAAGGAUUUAGUAUCAGGAAUGACCAUGCCGGGAUCCAAUUCGUUCUCAAAGAAAGAAACAAGGAAGCCAGUUGUGCGAAAGAAGACAUUCUGAAAAGUCCCUUUUCUCCUCGUCCUUGUAAAAGUGACUAACUGUAUACAGUUUACAAGAAUGAUAUCCUGAUUUGUUGAGGAUUGCAUUUGAUUGAGAAGGCGGGAUUUGCAGACAAGUUCUUCUGAAAAGAAUGAGCUCAUCACAGAAGCACUCAGGUACUCGGUUACAGCAGUUAGCUGAAGACCACAAGGGGCAAAAUUUUAAAGCUGGGACCUGCCAAAUUGCCAAAGCCAUGAAUUUUCUUUGGAUACAGUUACUUUCUGUUAGAUUCUGUAAACAUUUUUUUGUAACAUAACCUGUUACUGUCAGCAAUUUUGCCGACGUGGGACCGUAGAAGUUAGAUAACACCACGCCUAGGCCGUAGCCAACUAGCCAUAGUGUAUUUGAUGGUCGAUUCAAUCUAUUGCUUGUUUCAUGGUGCAA